Messenger RNA from Plasmodium fragile, 360 nucleotides. RefSeq lists its product as uncharacterized. Lineage: Eukaryota; Apicomplexa; Aconoidasida; Haemosporida; Plasmodiidae. The transcript is spliced from 3 exons. Bases 1 to 360 code for a protein of 119 amino acids. The record is from RefSeq and is a predicted model, not a curated record.
AUGUUCCGGGCGAAUCCCAGGAUUUUCGCGCCAUCCUUCUCUUUAUAUAAUGGUACCCUUAAACUUAAAUAUGCAAUAAUUUUCCUGGAAUACCCAUGCACUUCACAAAAUAGUACACUUCAAAGCAUAAAAUCCCAAACCAUGAAUUCUGCACAUGAAGUGUGUUUCCUGAAUAAUAACACUCUGAAUGGUAACCCAUCAAUUCAUCACACAAAAAACUACAUAAACAUCAGUGCUCUUCAAAGAACAAUGCACUUUGGCACAUUCGCACGCUUCAUCAGUAAUGAAAAUCAACAGGAGUACUUUAUAAAUAAUAGUAACUCAGGACACGCCUCUACACUUCAAGUAGCAAUACACUAG